AUGUCCCCAACCGGCACCCCCUUUGCGGAUCCCCUCUGGCUCACUCGCCCCCUCACCAUCAGUCCCUACUACACCCUCUCUCACCACCGCCUCCAGCGCGAAGUCAGAGACUAUGUAGACACGCACAUCGCCCCGUUCUGCGACGAAUGGGAGUCGCAGGGCUUCGUUCCGCCCGAGGCCCAACAAUACCACGCGAGAAAAGGAUACACCGCCGCGGGAGUCUACCCCCUCGCGACCGCCCACAUCCAGCAAUCCAACCAACGCCUCCCCGCCGACAUCCCCGCCUCCCAAUGGGACGCCUUCCACGACCUGAUCGUGAUCGACGAGCUCGCGCGCUGCGGAUACCUAGGCGUAGUAUGGGCGCUUGGGUGCGGGAACGCGAUUGGGGCGCCGCCAGUCGUGCAGUUCGGGAAUGCCGAGCAGAAAGAACGGUUUCUGGGACCGCUGGUCCGAGGGGAGGUGCGGUUUUGCCUUGGGGUUACGGAGCCGGAUGCGGGUUCUGAUGUCGCGGGAAUCACAACGACGGCGGAGCGACGGGGUAACGUGUAUGUGGUGAAUGGAGCGAAGAAGUGGAUCACGAAUGGAAUCUUUGCAGAUUAUUGUACGGCGGCGGUGCGGACGGGGGGCCCGGGGAUUGCGGGCAUUUCGGCGUUGGUCAUUCCGUUGAAGGGCACGCCCGGGGUUACAUGUCGGAAGAUACGCAAUUCGGGGGUGGAGGCUAGUGGUUCCACGUAUAUUGAGUUCGAUCAGGUUGAGGUCCCCGUGGCGAAUCUGCUCGGGGAGGAGAAUAAGGGGUUCCCUAUUAUUAUGAAUAACUUCAAUCAUGAACGGUUGUGGUUGGCGUGUACUUCGCUGCGCAUGGCACGGGUCUGUGCGGAGGAUGCGUACAAGCAUGCGAUUACGCGGGAGACCUUUGGGAAGACCCUCAUUGAAAACCAGGUUAUUCGCGCCAAGUUCAGUGUUAUGGGUCGGAGUCUGGAUUCGGCCUAUGCCUGGAUGGAGCAGUUGGUCUACAUGGCGGAUGUGGCGCGCAAGGAAGGCAGGGAUCUGGCCAUGGGAGGAUUGUUUGCUAACCUGAAGGUGUUGGCGGGCAGAACCCUAGAGAUGGUCAAUCGAGAGGCACAGCAGGUUAUGGGGGGGUUGGGGUACUCGAAGAAUGGUCGGGGAUCACGGAUUGAGCAGAUCAGUCGGGAUGUUCGUGUCAUGGUGGUCGGCGGUGGCAGUGAGGAGAUUCUGUCCGAUUUGGCGAUUAACCAGGAAAUUAAGGCUAUGGCCAGGAUGGGACAGAGCCUUUGGGAGGCAAUCUGA
Aspergillus eucalypticola CBS 122712 is the source of this 1308-nucleotide messenger RNA. Its product is annotated as acyl-CoA dehydrogenase family protein. The transcript is spliced from 6 exons. Gene Ontology annotation, molecular function: flavin adenine dinucleotide binding; acyl-CoA dehydrogenase activity. NCBI's taxonomy places the organism in Eukaryota, Fungi, Ascomycota, Eurotiomycetes, Eurotiales, Aspergillaceae. Bases 1 to 1308 code for a protein of 435 amino acids. The record is from RefSeq and is a predicted model, not a curated record.